CAUGCGCAGCUGCUUCCUGGCUGCCGAUCCUGCUGUCAGCAUGACAGGAGCCUAAAAAGCCACUUUUAUUAUCAGUUUACUGGAGAACAAUGACUGCCACGAUUCACUGGGAUUAAAAACUGCUUCAUCUCUGGGAAAACCGAAGAAUCCGCCGUAAGUCUUUGUUCGCAGGAUGGCGGGAGUGUUUGACAUCGACUUGGAGACGGAGGACGUCAGCGACGCAGAGGCUAAAAUCGUGUGUAACGCUAAAGACACAGCUCACACCCGAGCAGAGCGGGAGAUCCUGGAGAAAGUGAGGCACCCGUUCAUCGUGGACCUGCUGUAUGCCUUCCAGACCGGCGGGAAGCUCUACCUCAUCCUGGAGUGUCUGAGCGGAGGAGAACUCUUCAUGCAGCUGGAGAAGGAGGGGAUCUUCAUGGAGGACACGGCCUGUUUCUACCUGGGAGAGAUCAUUCUGGCCCUGGGUCACCUCCACUCCAGCGGGAUCAUCUACCGGGACCUGAAACCUGAGAACAUCAUGCUCUGCCACCAAGGUCACAUCAAGCUGACGGACUUCGGCCUCAGCAAGGAGUCCAUUCAUGAUGGGAGCGUGACACACACGUUCUGUGGCACCAUCGAGUACAUGGCUCCAGAGAUCCUGACCAGGUCGGGUCACAACAAAGCCGUGGACUGGUGGAGCCUCGGGGCCCUGAUGUACGACAUGAUGACCGGCUCGCCUCCGUUCACGGCUGAAAACAGGAAGAAGACCAUCGAUAAGAUCCUGAAAUGUAAACUCAACCUUCCUCCAUAUCUGACUGUYGAUGCCAGAGACCUCAUCAAACAAAAACAUUCGUUCUUUAAACUCAUGAACUGGGACGACCUUCUGAAGCGGAGACUGGAGCCUCCGUACAAACCUCAGCUGCACUCCGAGGAGGACGUGAGCCAGUUCGACACCAGRUUCACCCGCCAGACGCCGGUGGACAGUCCGGACGACUCCACGCUGAGCCACAGCGCCGAGCUGGCCUUCGCCGGGUUCUCCUUCGUGGCUCCGUCGGUCCUGGAGAGUCUGAAGGAAGGGUACUCCUUCGAACCCAGAUCUCGUCACGUGCGGCGCCACAACAGCAGCCCGCGCACACCUGUCAGCCCCAUGAAGUUCUCUCCUGCCGGACCCUUCAAGUCGGCUCCGGAGRGCGAGCCGGACCUUUUCUCCCCCACGUCCCCCCCGGCGGCUCCCUCCCGGGUCCCACUGGAGAACGGACCCACCACCCAGCCCAUCAAGACGCCAUCCAGGAACAAGAAGAAGAAAGGACACCAGAGAUGAAGGUGGCUCAGGUCUCGUGUUGUGGGGUUCCGCGGCUCCUGACCCGGCUCUGCUGACCCGGCUCUGCUGACCCGGCUCUGCUGACCCGACUCUGCUGACCCGACUCUGCUGACCCGGCUCUGCCAAGCGGUACUGGACCGGAUCAGGUUAUUUAUCAAGCUUUAGUUGAUGUGUUUUGGACAAAGGAAAAACUUAAUUCUAAUUUCUCUAAGAARCGCUCCUGAAGGGCGGUCAGGGUGGGGUUGACGGGUGAAAUCCCAGCCGGGGGGCAGUUAUUAGAGGUUUUUGGUGUAGUUAGUCCCUGGAAGGCUGACGGUUAAUUCCAGCACCGGUGACGGACGGCUUGAUUGAACUUUAGAUUAUUUCCUGCAGAGCUUAAAAA
Austrofundulus limnaeus is the source of this 1682-nucleotide messenger RNA. RefSeq names its product ribosomal protein S6 kinase beta-2. NCBI's taxonomy places the organism in Eukaryota, Metazoa, Chordata, Actinopteri, Cyprinodontiformes, Rivulidae. Gene Ontology annotation, molecular function: protein serine/threonine kinase activity; ATP binding. Gene Ontology annotation, biological process: signal transduction; protein phosphorylation. The record is from RefSeq and is a predicted model, not a curated record.